Molecule: messenger RNA, 1017 nt
Organism: Gracilinanus agilis (Agile Gracile Mouse Opossum)
Lineage: Eukaryota; Metazoa; Chordata; Mammalia; Didelphimorphia; Didelphidae
Gene: GATA1
Product: GATA binding protein 1
Exons: 4
Biological process (GO): positive regulation of transcription by RNA polymerase II; negative regulation of transcription by RNA polymerase II; cell fate commitment
Molecular function (GO): RNA polymerase II cis-regulatory region sequence-specific DNA binding; DNA-binding transcription factor activity, RNA polymerase II-specific; zinc ion binding
Source: RefSeq, a predicted model, not a curated record
CCUGACAGUCCUGCCCUCCUCCCCCCAGGGAGGCAGCACUGUCACUGCUUCUGCUGCCACCACCGCCGCCACUGCUGUUGCUGCCCCCAUUUGGGUUCCCACAUGGAUUUCCCACCUGGCCUGGGGGAGCCAGAAGCCUUGGCCCCUUUCGCUGAGCCUACCCUGCUGCCUUCCUCGGCCUCUGCCAAUGCAACAGAAGAACCGGGCCUCUUCUUCCCGGGGGCCGAGGGCUCUGAGAGCACCAGUACUGCCACCACACUGACCUACUACCACCGGGGACCAGCCACUGAUGCCUACAGACACUCCCCAGUGUGCCAGGUAUACCCAAUUCUCAACUGGAUGGAUGCAGGGCUCGGGGGAGCCCCGUAUGCGGCAGCAGGUUGGGCCUACGGUAAGACGGGGCUGUACCCGGCCUCAGCCCUAGCCCCUGCUGUUCGAGAGGCCUCCCCCCAGCCAGCUCCCGAGGGCCCUGAGGUGAAAGGGAGCCCAAGGGGCUUCCUGGAGACCCUGAAGACAGAGCGGCUGAGCCCAGACCUGCUCACCCUGGGGGUCCCGGCAGCUGUGGGAUCCUCCCACUACGUGGCAGCGAGCUCCCCGGACUUCACUACUGCUACCUUCUUCUCGCCUGCUGGAAGCCCCCUCUCAGUGGCAGGUGGAGGCAGUACCUACUCUCCGAAGCUACGCGGGGCGCUCCCCCUGUCUCCCUGUGAGGCCAGAGAAUGUGUGAACUGCGGAGCGACUGCUACCCCACUGUGGCGUCGAGACGGUACCGGGCACUACCUGUGCAAUGCUUGUGGCCUUUACCACAAGAUGAAUGGGCAGAACCGGCCCCUCAUCAGACCCAAGAAGCGCCUGAUUGUCAGUAAGCGGGCAGGCACCCAGUGCACCAACUGCCAGACGACGACCACCACGCUGUGGCGACGCAACGCCAGCGGGGAGCCCGUGUGCAAUGCCUGCGGUCUCUACUACAAGCUGCACAACGUAAGCCUCCCCUCCAGGUUGAGGAUGACCUUCCUG